UAAAAUCGUCUGCUCUCAUCUCCCAAGCAAAACGACAAAACAGCUUCAGCUAGCUAGACGAUCGGAGUUUCUACGUUAUAUUUGAUAUUUCAACCAUUCGACUAAUUCUUUAAUUCGCAGAAUUCAAAAAAUUCUGUUUUGGCAAUCCAAAUCCCAAUUAUUGAAAAUCAAGAAUGGUGUCAAAAUCUACAGUAAAAUCUAAAUCCGUUUCCCCUGCUAAAUCAGAAAAGAAGACUGUGGUUGGUAAGACAUCGAAAGGUUCUAUUGAGAAAAAUGAUAACCGCAUAUAUAUUCGCUAUCGACACCGAAAACUUCCAACCCGCGAUGAAAUCCGUUUGCUGCACCCUAGUAUAAUUGAUGUGAGAUUCCCACGUCAGAAAACUGCUAAAUUUUGCACCUUGGAAUUUGAAAACAAAGAAGCAGCAAUUGGAGCCUUCAGAAAAAUUAUGAAAUCACACAAAGAAGAAUUAUCUACUAUCCAGUAUCUCGGAAAAAGGCGUACACAGUCUGAGUCGGCCUCUGCACCUGCACAAGACCACUCCGAAGAUGACUCUUCAGAUGAACAGGAGGAUUCAGAGGAAGAAACUUUGAAUGCUGAGGAACAAUGUUCUGAAGAAUCAACACCCACAAAAAAUCAACCAUGUGCAUGCCUUCAUGUCAGUGGUCUGCCAGACUUUGCUGUUAAAGAAGUGGUACAAAGUCUAUAUCCCAGCAACACCAAACUGGAAAUCUGUGACAAGAAGUUGAAGGGAAAGAGAUAUGCAUUAGUCCACUUUGAAUCUGCUGAAGAGGCCACCCGAGUCAUGAAGGCAUCGGAAAACGUGAACGUCAACGGAGAAAAGUUAACGGUCAAAUUCCACAAAUGAAAUUGUGCGUCUGGCGAAAGAAAAUAUCUUGCUUUUUCCCCGUCAUUCUUGAAAUACAUUUGAAAAUACACGAGUGCAUUCUCUGUUGCACGUCAUCCGAAAAA
Molecule: messenger RNA, 970 nt
Organism: Daphnia pulicaria
Lineage: Eukaryota; Metazoa; Arthropoda; Branchiopoda; Diplostraca; Daphniidae
Exons: 4
Coding region: 174-866 (230 amino acids)
Molecular function (GO): RNA binding
Source: RefSeq, a predicted model, not a curated record